Messenger RNA from Paralichthys olivaceus (Japanese flounder), 13009 nucleotides. It is a transcript of the gene dmxl1, whose product is annotated as dmX-like protein 1. Gene Ontology annotation, molecular function: protein binding. Lineage: Eukaryota; Metazoa; Chordata; Actinopteri; Pleuronectiformes; Paralichthyidae. Gene Ontology annotation, biological process: vacuolar acidification. The record is from RefSeq and is a predicted model, not a curated record. Gene Ontology annotation, cellular component: RAVE complex.
GGACCACAAUGCACUGCACGGAAACAGCGAUUAUCAUGACACAUCUCCAACAUAAGCAAAAGCUUCCUCUUUGGAGGCAUCUCUCCUGCUAACCUUGGGCAGAGGUUGGCUCCUCCUGACGCCUCGGCGCUUUGACAAGCCGGGAAACCACCCGCAUUGACGGGCAGAGACCGUCGGGCACUGGAGGAUGUGCGAGAAGUGAAGCCGCAGCUAGCCCUGGAGCUCGGAAGCUCGCUAAAACACAGCUCCACUAGCUAGCUCAUGCUAACGCUGGCUAGCCGAGGUGAACCGAAUCCGUAACAUUUAGCGUCCAUCAGAAAGGAGCAGCUGACAGGCGCGAGUGUUGACAUCACGUCUCCGGGACGUGCUACUCAACAGCAGCAGCACACGCAUAUCUGUAGAGUCACAAAUUACAGACAAAACACAAAGAUGAACACGUCCUUCCCAUGGUUUCCCAUGAAUUUUACCUGGAGUGGGAGGGUGUUGUGAGAAAGGACAGAGGAGGAAGGAGCAGAAGGAGACUGUAAACAAAAGUCAUGAAUCUCCAUCAGGUCCUCACAGGGGCUGUCAACCCUGGAGACAAUUGUUUCUCUGUCGGGAGCGUCAACAAUGUGCCAUUCACGGCCUAUGCGUCAGGUUGCGACGUGGUAAUUUUGGGCAGUGACUUUGAGCGACUGCAGAUCAUCCCAGGAGCCAAACAUGGCAACAUUCAGGUCGGCUGUGUCGACUGCUCACUGCAGGGUGGACAGAUUGCAGCUUCCUAUGGAAGCAUUGUGUGCGUCUUUGAGCCUGUUCAGCACUCAGAUCAAAAAGAUCCAUCGUUGACUAAGUUGAAAUGCCAGUGGCAGAAGACGGGUCAGUUUGUAUUACAUUCUAUGGUACGGAACCUUGCCUGGCACCCUACAGGUAGCACUCUCCUAACAGGCUCUAGUAGCCUCCAGUUGUGGUCUAAUGUUGAUGGAGUGAAAGAUGAAGCUGAAGAAAGGGGAAAGCCGGAAGAAAUGACCAUGAGAGACUCUCAUUGUUCUUGGAGGUGUAUCUGGCAGAGCAAGACAGCCUCUCCAGUCAGUUUAAUGAGGUUUUCACCUGAUGGGGAAUUCUUUGCUACUGCUGGACAAGAUGACUGCUUAGUAAAGGUCUGGUACAGCACCAGUAAGUGGAAGUCAGGUGUUUCCAGACUCUUCACUCCUCCACAUCCCAGUGUCAGUGUCCAGGAAGAGCUGGCCUUCUCCUUUGUCUACCUGGCUCAUCCCCGUUCUGUUACUGGCUUCUCAUGGAGGAAGACCAGCACGUGCAUGCCAAGAGGUGCAGUGUGUAAUGUUCUGCUCACCUGCUGUAAGGACAGCGUUUGUCGACUCUGGGCAGAGACGUUGUUGCCCGGUGACAGCCUCCUGUUUGGUCCCCACCAAAACCACGGCUCUGGCCAACACAGUGACACACUCAGAUGUGCAGGUCCUACGAGAAAACACGGCUGUAAUGGAAAGACACAAGGAAAUACAGCACAGGAGUUGAAUUAUCAAGAAUCAUGGCACUUGUCCUCUUACCAGGAUGUACCCCAACCCUCCCUGACUGGGUGCCCGUCCAUCCAUCAGAGCUGCCACUACAACCACAGGAGGAUCAACAGCAACAUGCCCCAUGCCAACGCUCUCUGCCACUUCCACAUUGCUGCCAGCAUCAACCCAGCCACAGACAUUCCUCUGCUGCCCUCAAUCUCUUCUCUGAGUGCCGCGGAUGACGAGGAACCUGGAGGUCCUUUUACCGUCCACUGGCUGAACAACAAAGAGCUUCACCUCACUUUAGCUAUGGAAGUCUUCCUGCAGCAGCUCAGAGGCAGCCUGGAGCAACAGAAUGAAUGCUCCCAUGAAGAGCCUGAAGAUGAGGAUAACUUUGAUGACGAGGACAAUGGGAGCAGACCAACUGACCCCAAAGGACCUGAGGGUGUGGAGCUUCCUCUGGCAGCAGUGGAGCACCAGGUUGACGUGCUGUUAGAGGAGUGGAAUAAAGGGGCGGACAUGUUGUUCAGUAUUCACCCCAUGGACGGCUCUCUGUUAGUCUGGAAUGUGGACUGGUUGGAUGAAUAUCAGCCAGGGAUGUUCAGACAAGCUCAGGUGUCGUUUGUGUCCCGUAUCCCUGUGGCAUUCCCUGCAGGUGAUGCGAUCUCCCUGAGCCACAGCGUUGUUAUGUAUGCCUGCAACAAGAAUGUGGAUCUGGCUAUUCAACAUGGCAGACAACGACCAUCUGGGAGCACAUUGCCUCAAGCUAAAUCUGCUUUAAUAAGCUACAGAGAUCAAGGAAAAACUACGCCCAGCAGUAGUCUUCGACUCAGCAUUUUCACCCCGUAUGUCCUCAUGAUCUCCAAACACGCUGAUGGUUCCCUGAACCAGUGGGCAGUCAGUUUCGCAGAGGACUCUGCUUUCUCCACUGUCCUCAGCGUCUCACACAAGUCACGAUAUUGUGGCCACCGCUUCCACCUCAACGACCUGGCCUGUCACUCGUUACUCCCUCUCCUCCUCACCACCUCACACCACAACGCCUUGAGGACACCAGAGGUAGACAGCAUCCUGGCUCCUCCAGAGGUUGUUUCGACAUCACUACCCCGUGGGUCACGGGCCAGCCGGGCGUCCCUCGGUGUGGUUUCCCAAGAUCCCAAUGCAAUCUACAGUGAGCUGAUUUUAUGGAGGGUGGACCCAGUUGGUCCACUGUCUUUGUCAGGCGGGGUCUCGGAGCUCGCAAGGAUCAAUUCUCUCCAUGCAUCAGCAUUUGCUAACGUUGCCUGGUUGCCCACACUCAUUCCCAGCAGCUGUUUAGGUGUAUACUGUAACUCCCCCAGUGCUUGCUUCGUGGCUAGUGACGGCCACUCACUCAGGCUGUAUCAAGCUGUUAUCGAAGCAAAGAAACUCCUGAGUGAGCUCUCCAACCCUGAGAUAUCAAAAUAUGUUGGGGAAGUGUUCAACAUGAUCAGUCAGCAAUCCACAGCAAAACCAGGCUGUAUUAUAGAGCUGGACGCCAUUACUGACUUUCAGGGAAAGGAGACGCAGCUCCUGCAUGUUUUUGAAGAGGAUCUGAUCCUUGGCAGUGAGAGAACAGAGAAUACACAGGACACUCCUUAUUCUCCUCACACUGCCUCCGGUGAGCCAACCUUCUCGGCACGUUUUUUCCUGGUGGUGGUCGAAUUAACUCCGACAGGUCGCUCCCUCCUCCACAUGUGGCAUCUCCAUCUUGCUGCACGACCAAUCACCAUGGAAGAGACCAAGACAGAGAAAGAUGCCACCACAGCUUCUCCCAUGAACAGCUCUCACUUUGACUUUGACACAUUCAGUUCUCCAAUAACUCAGAAGAGUAAAACCUGCACCUCCAGUCUGCAGAGUGCUUGUCGCCUCAUCCUCACAACGCACAGACUAUACAGCCAAGAGAUGGCUCUUCCAGAAGGUGUAGAAGCCAUCAGUGUUACACCCUCAGCAGGUCACCUGAGUGCAUCCUGUUCUCUGCCAGCUGGCCGUGUGCCUUAUCUCCUCGCUACUUCCUGUUCUGAUGGUAAGGUGCGCUUCUGGAGGUGUAAUGUUGUGGCGACUGGACCCUCCAGUAUGGACACUUUGCUGUACCAAUGGGAGGAGUGGCCUCUCCUGCUGGAGGAGAGGUUUCCCAACAGCAGCACAGUAAGUGUGCCAGGUCGCCCCAUAGAGGUCAGCUGCUGUCACACUGGACGGAUUGCAGUUGCCUACAGGCAGAUAACAAACACAUCUUUGAAUUCAACACUUCAUCUGAACUCUAAUGGACUGUUGACAUCUCCUCCUACCCUGGCAUCCUCUCCCUAUAGCACCCACCUGACCCCAACUCUGACUGUACAGCGUAGCUCAAAUCCCACCCCAAGCCCCAACGUAAUAAACAUUAAAGAACCCUUGGUACACAUCGGCAUCUUCCAGUGUGAGUCCACCGGUGGUUCACAGUGGAUUCUCGAGCAAACCAUCGUCCUGGACAGCACAGAUCCCACACCUAACUGUGGUACAACAAAAAUGGACUUCUCUUUACCUAACGAGAACUGUCUUGGUUCUACUAGUAAGAGCCUUGUUCAUUUGGACUGGGUGUCCCAAGAAGAUGGGUCACAUGUUCUAACUGUCGGUAUUGGGACUAAGAUUUAUAUGUACGGCCGUCUUUCUGGGAAACCUCCAGAACUGGGUCUGUCGUCUGAUGCAAGUAGAGAACAGAGCUUGUCUCGUCUAGUUCUGCUUCGAUCAGUCGAUCUGGUCUCCUCUGUUGAAGGCUCAUUACCCAUCCCGGUCUCCCUCUCCUGGGUACGAGACGGCAUCUUGGUUGUAGGGAUGGACUGUGAAAUGCAUGUCUACUCCCAGUGGCAGCCCCCAACACCACCCAGACCCAGUGCUGUCAUUACCCAAGACACCGACAUCAGCAGCAGUGUCUCGUCCAUAAUCUCAGCUGUCAGACAAUGCCAGGAAGAGGGACUCAGUCCUGGUGCACCAGUGUCUUCACUAGCUCCUCCCAAAAAGGCCUUGACGAGGUCGAUGAUGAGUCUGGCUCAGAAGCUCAGCGGGAAGAGGACGGCUUAUGACCUGCCUGUAGAGAUGGAAGAUUCUGGACUUUUUGAAGCAGCUCACCAGCUCUUUCCCACUCUGCCCCAAUACCAUCCUGUUCAGUUACUGGAGCUCAUGGAUCUUGGGAAAGUUCAUCGUGCCAAAGCCAUCCUCUCUCACCUCGUGAAAUGCAUUGCUGGAGAAAUUGUACCACUUAAAGACAGUACCACCAAUCCAGAGAGACGUGUGCGUUCUCGAACCAUCGGUGCCAGUGGAAGCACAGCCAGGGAUCCCAAGAUGUUCAAUAUCACAGAGAACUCUACCCCCGACUACACGGAGAUAAGCUCCAUCCCUCCCCUGCCUCUGUAUGCCCUUCUAGCAGCUGAUGAAGAUACAUUACCAAAAACUGAUACAGUGGGCAGUGUGAGUGGAGAUAGUGGGCACGGUUCCAGUCACACGGAUGCUUACGAUGAGCUCUUUCAUACACCCAGCAUAGCUGACCUGGAUCCUCUGGACAAUGAUCAAGAGGAAACUGGAAACAAGGUUAUUGACCUGUCUCAGUACAGUCCCACAUACUUUGGUCCAGAACAUGCCCAGGUUCUGUCCAGCCACCUCCUUCACUCCAGUUUGCCAGGAUUGACUCGUAUGGAGCAGAUGUCUCUAAUGGCGUUGGCUGACACCAUUGCUACCACAAGCACAGACCUCAAGGGCAGCCAGGGCAAAAGCAAAGGUGGAGAGACACUUGAUGACUGUGGUCUGAAGUUCUUGCUGGCCGUUCGACUGCAUACCUUCCUCUCUACCUCCCUGCCUCCAGCGCACAGAGCACAGCUGCUACGGCAAGGCCUGUCAACGUGUCACUAUGCCUGGGCCUUCCACUCUGAAGCUGAGGAGGAGCUGUUGAACAUGCUCCCUGCCCUGCAGAAGGGAGAGCCCACCUGGCCUGAGCUGCGCUCCAUGGGGGUGGGCUGGUGGCUGCGCAGCAUCAACAAGCUGCGCAGGUGUAUUGAGAAGGUUGCCAAGGCUUCUUUUCUGAGGAGCAAUGAUCCACUGGAUGCAGCUAUGUUUUACCUUGCAAUGAAAAAGAAGGCAGUGGUCUGGGGAUUGUACAGGUCGCAGAACAAUGCCAAAAUGACGGACUUUUUCCGCAACAACUUCAGCGAGGACCGGUGGAGAAAAGCAGCAUUGAAAAAUGCUUUUUCACUGUUGGGAAAGCAGCGGUUCCAGCAUUCUGCAGCAUUCUUUCUUCUAGCUGGCUCCCUGAAGGAUGCUGUUGAGGUGUGUCUAGAGAAAAUGCAGGACCUGCAGCUGGCUCUUGUGAUCUCCAGAUUGUAUGAGACUGAGUUUGAGACAUCAUCCACCUACAAAAAGAUCCUCCAGAGACACGUUCUGGGUCACGACAAACAGAUUCCAGCAAACCCGAACCCGUUCCUGCGGAGCAUGGCUCACUGGGUCCUGGAGGACUACAGCAGAGCCUUGGACACUUUACUUGAGCAGCCUGCGAACAGCAACAGCUCUGGGUCCACCGAGAGCAAAUGUGUCCCUGGUUCCUCUUCUGUGUCUACAUGCAACCCUGAAGUUUUCAACUUUUACACCUACCUCCGCACGCACCCACUCCUCCUUCGCCGCCAUUUUGGCUCGUCAGACAAGGCUAGAGUUGGCCUGACUGCUGAGGGUCGCCGGGCUGACUCUAUUAGCCUGGAGGAGAGAAGACUGUUUUUCACUGCUGCAUAUGCACAUUUACAAGCUGGCUGCCCCAUGCUUGCACUUGAAGUCCUCUCCAAGAUGCCCAAAGUCCACAAGCAUUCCAAACUCCUGAAUCAGGAGGAUACAGGAAUCACUGCUGAGCUCAGUGCCAGGAGUAAAGAUGGACAAGCAUCAGAGUGGUCCCAGCCAUCUCUGAAUGGCUACGAGUCAGAUGGGAACAGCUUGUCCAACAGCAAAUCAGAUUCUGUGUUGAGUUUUGAUUGGAACCAGCCGUCACUGACACUUCCAGAUGAGCCCCUGGAGCUGAAGUGGGACAGCGACAAAGAUGAUGAAGAAGAGGAUUUGGAUGAAGAGGAGAUUAAAAAUGCUAACUCUGGUACAAUCGCAGACAGCAGCAGUGUGUUCCAGGACACACAGGACGUCAUGUCACCACUAAUGGAGACAGUGAUCGGAGAGGACAGCGAGGACAGCAAUGACUUCCUCGCACCAUCUGAUGACAUCUUGGUGGCUCAGCUGAAGUUUACUGCCUGCUUGAAGAUUAUGACCAAUGAGCUGCGGACACUGUCAACGGGGUACGAAGUCGAUGGGGGGAAGCUGCGUUACCAGCUCUACCAGUGGUUAGAAAGAGAGGUGGUGGCUCUACAGCGUUGCUGCAGCUACAAGCCCUGCCUGCCAGAGCUGUCUGUCCAGGGUGAUGCCUCUGUUUCUGGGUUGGCAGAGGAGGAGGAACAGCCUGGGAGCCCUCGUGGUGACAGCCAGAGGAGCAGGAGACACUGGCUGCAGAGUAACCAGCCCUUGCUGAGGAUGUUUCUUAGCUACUGCAGCUUACAUGGCUCCCACGGCGGAGGACUGGCUUCUGUACGCAUGGAGCUCAUAUUGCUGCUUCAGGAGUCUCACCAGGAUGACUCCAUCCAGUCAGUGGUGACGUCCAGUUCCCAGCCCACCUCUAUCCCUCUUCUCAUGGCCUGCACAGCCAACGUGAAGACAGUGGUGGCCAAUCCCAUCGUCUACCUGACCAACUUAGCUCAUGACAUCUUGCAGACCAUCAAUGCACUUGACUCACCUCCACAUCCUGAUGUGGUUAACAAUGAGAUCUACGUGAUGCACACCUUGGCUGCUUCCUUGUCUGCCUGUAUAUAUCAGUGUCUGUGUGACGGACACACCUUCAGCCAUGUGAACCAUUUCACUGGGAUUGUUUACCAGAGUGUGUUGCUGUCUCAGAAACAGCCAGUCAGAGCUGUCAGCGUGGACGAGUCGGUUCAGCCCAACACUUCUCCUGCACAGUGGCCAGGUAUCGCCUCUCUCAUCCGUCUGCUGAGCUCAGCAGGUGAGGAGAGCCAGCCAGGCUUGGCCGUCCUGCUGUGCGAGAUCCUGACUGCCGUUUUCCUCAGUCUAUUUGUUCACGGCAUGGCCACUCACUCCAGCAACGAGCUGUUUCGCAUCAUGGCCCACCCUCUCAAUGGCAAGCUCUGGGUAACAGUGUUCGGAGGAGGUGCUCGGAUCCCUGUCAUGGAGAAACCUAACAGCCCAACAAGAACUCCCCCACCAGCCUCUCCCAGCGGCUCAGACAGAAAGUCCAGACGAUUCAGGCUUCUGUCAUCACGCAGUGGAUCCAGAGAGGAGUCUGGGAUAGAGCGGGAGGGACCAUCCAGUCCCAAGCAUGUCCCUGUAGUGGAACAAGAGGCUGCCUCCAUCUUUAAAGAAAGAUUUGUUCCUCCAGAGCUCAGCAUUUGGGAUUAUUUUAUUGCCAAGCCUUUGCUGCCACCAUCGGAAAACAGAAUUGAGUACGACUCUGAGGAGAGCCAGGGCAGUCAAGAUGAAGACGAGGAUGAUGAUGACUUUGAAGACGUCUUUGACCCCAACUCUCCGCGGAGAGAGCAUUCAAACCACAAUUCAUACAGUUGGUGUUUAAUGCGGCUGGCAAUGGUUCAGCUGGUGUUGGUCAAUCUGAAGUCCUUUUACCCAAUGGCAGGAUAUGAUCUUUUAGAUCUGCCUGUGGGCUCUCCUCUGUGUCACGCUGUGCUGAAGACGCUGCAGCGCUGGGAGCAGGUGUUGCAGAAAAGACUGGAGAUCUUCGGAGGGCCUCCAUCCAAAUACAUCUCCACACACCUCCAGGAUGAAACGGCCACACCUGGCCCCGCCCUGCUCAGACACAAAGUCUUGUUUGAACCGUCCAACACCCCAUUCAGGACUAGCCAGCAUUCAGCGCUGCCAGUGAAACGUUUGUGGCAGUUUCUGGUCAAGCAGGAGGAAGUGCAGGAGACUUUCAUCAGAAAUAUCUUCACCAAAAAACGGGACCCGAACGAGUCGGUCGAGGACCAGACUGGCAAUAUGAAAUGUUCAGUGAUGGAGGAGACAGGAAACAAUCAGACAGGGUCAGAGCUGGGCUCCCCUGGAGGAAAAGCACGCAUCAUCCACAAAGAAUCUGACAUCAUCACAGCCUUUGCCAUCAACAAGGCAAACCGCAAUUGUCUGGUCAUGGCCUCCGCACGUGACAUUCAAGAGCUGGAUGUGUCAUCCAUCUUGGCCACACAAAUUUUGACAUGGAUAGACGACGAUGAUGCUGAAGCCAAAGGUGUUGGAGGCGAUGACUUCCUGGUGAUCCAUGCACGUGACGACUUCGCCGCCCUCCAUGGCACCACGCCGUACACCCACAGUAGCCCUGGUACACCCAUCAACAUGCCGUGGCUGGGAGGUCUGCAGACAGGCCGGGGUGCAGCCAUGAUGAUCAAGAGAAAUAUCAAUAAUGUGAGAAGAAUGACCUCGCAUCCCACGCUGCCUUACUACCUGACGGGGGCUCAGGAUGGCAGCGUGCGGAUGUUCGAGUGGGGUCACUCCCAGCAAAUCAUCUGCUUCAGAAGUCCUGGCAACUCCAGAGUCACCAGGAUACGAUUCAACCACCAAGGCAACAAGUUCGGUAUCGUAGAUGGUGAUGGAGGGUUGAGUCUCUGGCAGACCAAUACAAGUGGGAAUGCACCCAAACCAUUCCUGACGUUGCAGUGCCACAACAAGACGGCUCAUGACUUUGUCUUUGUGGGCUCCUCCUCCCUCAUCGCCACUGCAGGUCUUUCAACAGACAACAGGAACGUGUGUUUGUGGGACACUCUGGUGACUCCUGCUAACAGCCUCGCACAUGCUUUCUGCUGCCACGAGUCCGGCGCCACCGUGCUCGCCAUGGCUCCCCGACAGCAGUUGCUUAUCACAGGCGGGAGGAAAGGCUGGAUCAGUGUCCUCGAGCUUCCCCACAGGCACCAGCGUCAGAGCUUCCAGGCCCAUGACUCGCCGGUCAAAGCUCUGGCCGUCGAUGUGAUUGAGGACUGCUUCAUCAGUGGAUCAGCUGAGGGCAACAUCAAGGUUUGGAGCCUGGCCACGCAGUGUCUCCUCUUCUCGUUUCCAAAUGAGCACGCCCGCCAGUCGCUGUUCAGGAACCUCGGCACGGGCGUCAUGCAGAUCGAGGUGGGGCCGGCCAAACACAUUUUCUCCUGCGGCGCCGACGGGACCAUGAAGUUGAGGGUCCUCCCCAACCGCUACAGUGUCAGCAACAACAACAACAACCACGGCAACCUCAAGAACGAUGUUAAAUUCAUCAUAUAGACGGAAACAGAACUGAAUAAUGUGAAGUCGGUUUUAUGAUGGAGCAAAGUUUCUGGAACUGUCAUGAAAAGUUCCUUCACACCUGAACAUGGGUUCACGUUGGGGGAACGAGGCCGAGACAGAAACAAGGAAAAGGUUUUAAAUGAAGAAAGACUUUCGUGGAGAAAGAAAUGCUCUUCGGGUUUGAAGACUUUGACAGCGUGAGAGUGUUUUGUCUGAUUCAGGUUUUCCCUGAGAGUGAAAUGAACUCAUCUGUUGCUCUGUGUGGAACUUAGCGUCACGCUCGACCAAACACACGUUUCAAACUGUCGUGGAAGUUAAAGUGGGCACAGGGUAAAGACUUGAGGGCACAUUCAGUCAGAAUAAAAAUGACCCAGCAGGAGAUUCUCCCAAACAAACUGCCAUUUCAGCGUCUGCGGACGAGCACACACACGGCGCCUUUAUUUGCACAGGAAGUGAAGCUGUAGGAGCAGGAAGCAGCCGAAGAGUCCGAGCUGCUCAAACAGCCUCAGCUUCUCUUUAGUUCAUGUUAGUAAAGCUUUGGCGAUAGAGGAAGCUCUUCUGGAAUCACUGCUCGAGCGCUCAGUCGAUACAAUAGACUGCAGGCGGAGCGUCGCACAGAUACAUGAGCCCGUUAACGGGACGAAACGUCUGGAGACGGUACAACACUGCCGAACCUGAACCUCAGCACAAUGCAGCCGCCAGACCAGUGGACAAUCGUACAAAGCACAUUCGCUCCAGACACAUUCUCGUGCCCUCGUACGAACAACGAGCUCAGUUUGAGGAUCGGCUGUUACAGGAAUCACAGGACGUCAGUUUCAUAUCACGGUGACUCUGUCGCACUCUCAUGUGGCUGACGUGCUUUUCACGCCUGAGUUGAAAUGAACAAAUUAGAUUUUAUGAGACACAUAAUGUUUCCUAAAACUAAAAGUGCAGUUUCACCUUUUCUUUCUGGGAGUCGAUAGAUGAGAAGAUUGAUGCCACUCGUGCUUGUGCGAUGCUACGGUCGGUAGCUGCUUAGCUUUGCUCAGCUCAGCUUAGCAUAAAGACAGUUAGCUUAGCUCUGCAGUGAUGUAACAAAAUCUGCACCUAGAAGUUCACGACAUCACAAUUUAUAUAGCUCAGUUUUCAUUUGACAUGAGCAGAUGUGACCUUUGACCUCGGCUGUUCUGGAAACAGUUUCAUGUUGUGAUGGAAUGAGCCACGACACGAGCCCUAUUUUUUUUGGGUGUAUGUUUUUAUAUUUUACAAAAUUAAAAUCACACCAAAUUCUCAAGUGGCACUUCCUGCUUUCUGUAAACCUUUGGAUGCAUUGACGACUUCUUAAAAACCCAAGAAAGAUUUUCAUGAUUUCAGUUUUAUUUGUGACUUGUACUAAAUCUAACAAUGUGAAGAUUUGAGUUACGCUGCUUUGGUGCAGAAAGAAUUUUAUAGUAACUUGGAGCGGAGUCCGUCAGUGCUGAGCAGAUGAUCAUAAUCGAACUGCUGCUGUUUUCAGAACAUCUGCAUGCACCCGUCACUCUUACCUCACAGUGUCUCCACCUCCCUGGAGAUCAAAUGAAUGUUUUGGAAAAUAUAUAAAUUGAAGUAGUCCAGAUUAUAAAAAUCCUCCCAAAUCAGUUUUCACCGAUCCUGUGAAAGAAAAACCCGACUGAAAUAAAACCUGCAGCUUUAGCUUCUUUCUAACAGCGUCAGUCUUCUCAGCUUCUACGACAGACACGAAAACGUAUUUUCCAAAAUGUCUCUUGAUUUGAUGCAGGUUUACAAAUGUGCCGUCGCCCAGUGUUUCUAACAUUCAUGCACCGUUUCUCCUUUUUGCACAUCAGAAUUAAGCUAAAUUCAAUGUAUUGUGAUGCAGAUAAGUACAAGGCUGGAUAAAGCAGUCAGUCAUAAUAUUACAAUCUAUAGUAGGAUGUGUGUUUCUCCUGGCCUAGAUUUAAUAAGUGGUAUUAUUAUUAUCAUUAUUAUUAAGUGUCCUUACUCUCCAACAACUGCUGCUGCUGUUGGUCCUGAUACUAUUGAUCAUUACUGAUAAGUUAAGUUGCACAAAUUAGCUUUAGUUUGAGGUUCUAGUUGGAUUAGUGGGACACCAUGAGUACCACCUUCUCCUGUUUUGACAUGUUGGAUAUUAAACUCAUAAACACGAAGCGGGAUGUGUUGCUGUGGACAAUGAACGGGGUUCGGGGUUUUAACGGAUUUGUCAUCAUGUCGUGCAAAUGUUUUAUUCCAAUUACGACGCAUCUUUCAUCAACUCCAAACUUUCAUUUCCCAAACGUUUUUCUUGAAGUAAUAUUCACUUUAUUAAACUUUAUCUGGUUUGACUUUCACUUGUUUUGGAACAAGUCACAACAAUAUCACUUCUUUUUUUUUUUUCUUCUUAUCCGAACGCAGCAUGUCGCCUUCAGCUCCUGCUGGGAAAGUGUAACUUCGGCCGGUGUAACUGCAGCAGUGAAGCGUGAAGGAGCGUAAUAACAAUCCGUUAAAACGACCCACAGGCUCCUGUUGUGCUGCUGUAGGGAAACACAUGUACAGUCGCUUUGAUUUCAGGGAGGAUAAACUGAGGAAAAGCUUUUAGAUGAAGCAGAUUUAUUGCAGUCGUGUAAAUACAUUGAUCUACAAACGAGGCUUCUCAUAUAAACUGCGUAUUAAUAACGACUAGUCGUAGAUAAACAGUAGCUAAUAACGACAGAAGCCACUUUAUGAAGAAUAUAAUUCUAUACAAAUAUUUAUGGAACAUGUGCAUAUUUAGGAUUAUAGACUAAUUGAUCAAAAGGCAGAUGUGAUCUCAUUUCCUGCUCUUUUACUUCUCUUAUUGGAUUAUUUACAUUUCUCUUUUUUUCUAUUUUUCUUAUGUUUUAGUUUUUGUGAGCUUGAACAACAAGAUUGUGAUUUUUGUUUCCCCCACGAAUCAAAGUGGUCGGAGGAUGAUGAGAGAAUAAAAUCCAUUUUAUCAAAAAUAAAACCACGUGCGCUCCGACGAAAACUGGAGAAUAAAAUCUAUUUUUUAACCAAAUCCUGCUUCUUAAUUUCCUCUCGGCUUAAUCAAAAAUUACUGAAACUUCUUCCCUUUUUUUCUCUCUUCAAUCUUACAAAUGUGAAUUUGAUCAGAUGAUUCUAAUUUUAUAAUGAAGAUAACGUGUAAAUCAAUGUAUUAUAAACAGAAAAUGUACCAAUGUAAUAAA